This is a messenger RNA of Sinocyclocheilus grahami, 3355 nucleotides long. RefSeq names its product protein bicaudal D homolog 1-like. Gene Ontology annotation, cellular component: cytosol; Golgi apparatus. Bases 297 to 3212 code for a protein of 971 amino acids. The record is from RefSeq and is a predicted model, not a curated record. Lineage: Eukaryota; Metazoa; Chordata; Actinopteri; Cypriniformes; Cyprinidae. Gene Ontology annotation, biological process: protein localization to organelle; microtubule anchoring at microtubule organizing center; regulation of microtubule cytoskeleton organization. The transcript is spliced from 8 exons. Gene Ontology annotation, molecular function: cytoskeletal adaptor activity; dynein complex binding; dynein intermediate chain binding.
AUCAACUUCUGCUCACUUUGCAUUCCGGAUAGAUGGCGCCGCUUUUCCUCAAAACAUUAUAAGUUGGACACGAAAAAAUAUGUCUUUGAUGGAUGGAACAUUAGUGCAGUUUAUCACAGCACUAUUUACAAUGAAGAAAUCGAGUCUAGUUCAUAUGCCGCUCGUGUAAACAUCAUUUAGGCAUCAGCAAACAUCAGCGCAUCGGGUGGACGGACGGACUGCAGCAUCCACCUGAAUCUCCUCCUCAGCCUCCGCCUCUCUGAGAUAUUAUUACACCCGACCGGAGACCGGAGGCUAUGGCAGCCGAUGGAGGAUGCGGGGAAUCGGUGGAUCAUUACCGGGCCGAGGUGGAGAGGCUGACCCGAGAGCUCGCAGAAGCGAACCGGGAGAAGAUCCGGGCUGCGGAAUGCGGUCUGGUGGUGCUGGAGGAGAACCAGACGCUCAAGCAGCAGUACGCCGAGCUCGAGACCGAGCAGGAGGCUCUCAAACAGGAGUUAGAGCAGCUGCAGGAGGCGUUUGGUCAGGCGUACACCAACCAGCGUAAAGUCGCUGAGGAUGGUGAGACAAACGAAGAGACGCUGCUGCAGGAAUCUGCCUCCAAAGAGGCCUAUUACAUGGGACGUCUGGUGGACCUUCAAACCCAGCUCAACGUGAGCAGCUCUGUGGCCUCCAAUGCCCAAGCGGAGGCCGAACAUCUCAAUGCCCUAGUGCAGGAACUCAGAGAGAAUAAUGAGAUGUUAGAGCUACAGAGGAACAGGAUGAGAGAGGAAAUCAGAGAGUAUAAGUUCAGAGAGGCCAGACUGCUGCAGGACUACACUGAACUGGAGGAGGAGAACAUCACCCUACAGAAACUAGUGUCAACACUCAAACAGAAUCAGGUGGAAUAUGAGGGUCUAAAACAUGAAAUCAAAGUGCUUGAGGAAGAGACAGUGCUACUCAACAGCCAGCUGGAAGACGCUUUGCGUUUGAAAGACAUUUCUGAAGGCCAGUUAGAAGAGGCGUUGGAUGCUCUGAAGAGUGAGAGAGAGCAGAAGAACAAUCUGAGAAAGGAGCUGGUCCAUCAUCUCCUGACGGACAGUGUGUAUGGAGCCAGCACCCACCUGGCCAUCUCUGCCGAGGAGGGUUUGAAGUUUGCAGAGGAGGCAGCAACCAACGGCAUGUCUGCAUCUGGGUCUAACCCCAACAAUGAUGACCGUAACCGCUGUAAUGAGUGCAAUGGGCAUGGACCAAAGGUGAACGGAGAAUAUCACCGGUCUCCUCUGGGGACUGUGGCUGUAGUUGAGCGAGAGAAGGCAGUUCUACUUUCCAACCUGCAGGAGUCUCAAACUCAACUGCAGCACACGCAGGGAGCUUUAACUGAGCAGCACAAACGCGUUCACCGCCUUACGGAGCGCUUCAACGCUAUGAAGCGCCUCUACAGUGACAAGGAGUUUGAUACGGAGGAGUCAGAGAAGAACGAUGUGCCCAUUAACGGUUGCUGCGAUUAUGAGGCAGACAUCAAUGGAAUGGAGCUUCUGGAGUGCAAAUACAGAGUUGCCAUGAAUGAGGUUAUUGACUUGAAGGCAGAGCUUAAGGCUUUGAAGGAAAAAUAUAACCAGUCUUUGGAGAACCAAUCAGAAGAGAGCAACCACAGUGAAGGGAAGGUCCAGGCUCUCAAAGAGCAGGUGAAACGGUUGGAGAAAGCCUGCCAUGAGGGCCGCGAGCGGGUUAGCAGUCUGGAAGUGGAGCUCCGGUGUUCUUCCGUUAUGGCUAGUGAAAGUAACAGUAUGCUGAACACAGCUCAGGAUGAGCUGGUUACGUUUAGUGAGGAACUUGCUCAGCUCUACCACCACGUCUGCUUGUGCAACAACGAAACACCGAACCGAGUCAUGCUGGACUACUACCGUCAGAGCCGGGUUACGCGUAGCGGCAGUCUCAAAGGCCCAGAGGACCCAAGAGCACUGCUUUCUCCACGUUUAGCUCGCCGUAUCGCGGCUGCUAACUCCUCAGACGUGUCCAAGAGUCCUCAAGACUCUCCAUCAAAGGAACCCCUUGGAGAAGGAACUAAAGGGGAAGGAGGAAGUCCCAACAAAACCCCCUUUGGUUCACCAAUCAAUGGUUCAUCUCUCUCACCCUCCCCAGUUCCAGAAACAGGUGAUCUCCGCCGGGAACCCAUGAACAUCUAUAACCUCAAUGCCAUCAUCCGUGACCAGAUCAAGCACCUGCAGAAGGCUGUGGACCGCUCGCUGCAGCUCUCCAGGCAGAGGGCUGCGGCACGAGAGUUGGCACCCAUCCUAGAUAAGGAAAAAGAGGUCUGCAUGGAGGAGAUCCUGAAACUCAAAUCCCUCUUGAGCACCAAGAGAGAGCAGAUCGCCACAUUGCGUCUAGUCCUGAAAGCCAACAAACAGACUGCCGAGGUGGCCCUUGCGAACCUGAAGAGCAAAUAUGAAAAUGAGAAAUCCAUGGUGACGGAGACAAUGAAGAAGCUUAGAAAUGAACUGAAGGCCCUCAAAGAAGACGCAGCCACCUUUUCCUCACUGAGGGCAAUGUUUGCCACAAGAUGUGAUGAGUAUGUAACUCAGCUGGAUGAGAUGCAGAGGCAGCUGGCUGCCGCAGAAGAUGAAAAGAAGACUCUGAACUCCCUCCUGCGAAUGGCUAUUCAGCAGAAACUGGCCCUCACCCAACGCCUGGAAGACCUAGAGUUUGACCACGAGCAGUCACAUUGUGGCCGUGGAGGAAAAGUGCCAAAAAUAAAGAGCAGCCCUCAAAAAGUAAGUCAUCAAACUGCACUCACCGCUCCCCCUAGUCCCACUGCAUCGGUUUCAAAACCCCCUUCCUGUCUAUUCCAAAACAAUAUGGUUGCAUCAGCCAGUAGCUCUCCUUCACUGGAUGUCCAUUCUCCAUCCUCCUCCUCCUGGACCUCCUCAGCCCAGCCGUUUUUCUUCGGCCAGUCGCAGUGGAAACUGGGCACUCAGACUUUAGUUUUACACCCAGAGACGCUAAGUAUUGAGUUUUGUCAUGUUGUUCAUAGCGGAGACUCUGAUGCUCACAUUCCCAGAUCUGCUCCUACUUCCCCCUACCGUUCUCCUGUCCUGGGCUCUCGGCAGCCAUCCCCACGUUCUGUGAGAUCUCGCAUGCGCUCCAAUGUGACUCAGUUCACGCCUUCAGCCGCUUCAAGGACCUCUCUAGUCCAGCCUGGGACUCCCAGAAUCCCUAAUGGUGACCCUCAGUAGGUGACACGGUUUAAAGACAGACUGGUUUCCAUCUGAUAUGACUGCUUGGAGCAUAUGAUUCAACUCAGGGAUAGAUUUAGAGACUUUUUUUAUUGAUACUACUUGAAAUUUCAACUAAUUAAUUCUGAACAGAAUUAUGUUUU